AUGAGCACGCAGCCCGGGACGGCCUCCCCCCUCCUGGGAUGUGACUCCAGCUGCAGCGGCAGCAGCAGCAGCCGCCGCCUCUCCGACCCGCAGCCCAUUGCUCACAUGACCCAGGUGAAGUUGAAGAGGAACGCGGUGACUGACGACUAUAAGGUCACCUCGCAGGUACUCGGCCUCGGAAUCAACGGCAAAGUGCUGGAAUGCUUCUGCAAGAAGACCGGACACAAGUGCGCCCUCAAGAUCUUGUACGACACACCCAAAGCCCGCCGUGAGGUGGAGCUGCACGGAAGGGUUUCUGGUGGUCCGCACGUGGUCCGCAUCCUCAGCCUGUACGAAAACAUGUACAAGGGCAAGAAGUGUCUUCUCAUCGUGAUGGAGUGCAUGGAGGGAGGCGAGCUGUUCUGUCGCAUCCAGGCCAGAGGGGACCGGGCUUUCACCGAGAGAGAGGCGUCGGGGAUCAUGCGCGACAUCGGUUCCGCCGUCGAGUACAUCCACCUCAUGGACAUCGCUCACAGGGAUGUCAAACCUGAAAACGUGCUCUAUAGCACCAAGGAGAGUAACGCGUCCCUCAAGCUGACGGACUUUGGCUUCGCAAAGGAGACCACUGCGCACAAUUCCCUCCAAACUCCCUGUUACACUCCUUAUUAUGUCGCGCCAGAAGUCCUCGGCCCGGAGAAGUACGACAAGUCAUGUGACAUGUGGUCUCUGGGCGUCAUCAUGUACAUUCUGCUGUGUGGCUUCCCUCCUUUCUACUCCAACACGGGCCAGGCCGUCUCACCUGGGAUGAAGCAGCGCAUCAGACUCGGCCAAUACAAAUUCCCCAACCCUGAGUGGGCAGAGGUUUCGGAGGAGGCCAAGGAGCUGAUCGUCCAGCUCCUGAAGACCGACCCCAAUGAAAGGAUGACCAUCGGUCAGUUCAUGAGCCACCCUUGGAUAAGCCAGUCCACGGCGGUCCCGCUCACUCCUCUCUACACCCCUCGCGUUCUGAUGGAGGAGAAGGAGCUGUGGGAUGACGUCAAGGGGGAAAUGACCAGCGCCUUGGCCACCAUGCGCGUUGACUAUGGCCAGGUGCGGAUUAAAGACCUGGACACGUCCGACAAUCCUCUGCUCAACAAAAGACGCAAGAGGCCUCCGCCGGCAGAAGAUCAAGCCAAUUCCGCUGAUCCUCACAAGGGUCGUGAGAGUGCUGGAGCCUAUCCCAGCUGUCAACGGGCAGGAGGCGGGGUACACCCUGAACUGGUUGCCAGCCAAUCACAGGGCACACGGUGACAGCCGCACUCCCAAUCACACCUAGGGGCAAUUUUAGAGUGUCCAAUUAAUGUUGCAUGUUUCUGGAACGUGGGAGGAAAGCGGAGUGCCCGGAGGAAACCCACGCAGGCACGGGGAGAACAUGCAAACGCCACACAGGCGGGUCCAGGCUUGAACCUGGGACUUCAGAACUGUGAGGCCAAUGCUUUCCAGCUGAUCCACCGUGCCACCACUUAAAAAUAUGUCUGUCUAUAUUUAGAAGAGAAGAGUAAAUAGUGUAUUUGUGAUGA
Syngnathoides biaculeatus (alligator pipefish) is the source of this 1538-nucleotide messenger RNA. Its product is annotated as MAP kinase-activated protein kinase 2-like. The coding region runs from base 1 to 1269 and encodes 422 amino acids. Gene Ontology annotation, molecular function: calmodulin binding; ATP binding; mitogen-activated protein kinase binding. Lineage: Eukaryota; Metazoa; Chordata; Actinopteri; Syngnathiformes; Syngnathidae. Gene Ontology annotation, cellular component: nucleus; cytoplasm. The transcript has 11 exons. The record is from RefSeq and is a predicted model, not a curated record. Gene Ontology annotation, biological process: response to cytokine; peptidyl-serine phosphorylation; toll-like receptor signaling pathway.